UCGUGGCCGCGUGGUCGUGGUUUAUAAAAGUUACGCGUCCAAAAGCUGCAGUUUUUACGCUCGCGUAGGGCGAAAUACACGUGCAGUGGAGCCAGGCCCUAGACCCACAGCUCGCGCUCGCUUCACGGGAACGCAUCUCUAGCGGACAGACGACAAACGGUGUAUAUACCUCAGGAAAAGGCUGCUUAUUGUGAAGAGAGCUCAAAAUGUCCAAAGGUUCUGUAGUCUUGGCUUACAGUGGUGGUCUGGACACCUCUUGUAUCCUGGUGUGGCUGAAGGAACAGGGCUAUGAUGUCAUCACAUUUUUGGCUGACAUUGGACAAGAUGAAAACUUCGAGGCUGCUCGGGAAAAAGCAAAACUUGGUGCAAAAAAGGUUUACAUUGAAGAUCUUCGGGAAGAAUUUGUACAAGAUUUUAUCUGGCCUGCUGUACAAGCAAAUGCUGUUUACGAGGAUCGUUAUCUGUUAGGCACUUCAGUAGCUCGGCCUUGCAUUGCCCAGCGCCAGGUUGAGAUUGCGCGUAAAGAGGGUGCAGAGUAUAUCUCUCACGGUGCUACAGGAAAGGGAAACGAUCAAAUUCGGUUUGAACUGACUUGCUAUGCUCUCUACCCUGAGGUCAAGAUCAUUGCUCCAUGGAGGAUUCCAGAGUUUUACAACCGCUUCAAAGGACGAACAGACCUUAUGGAAUUUGCACAGAAACAUGGCAUUCCUGUUCCUGUCUCUCCCAAGGCUCCAUGGAGCAUGGAUGCCAACCUCAUGCAUAUAAGCUAUGAAUCCGGAAUACUUGAGAAUCCAAAGAGCCACGCUCCGGCUGACCUGUACCUGAUGACCAAGAACCCACAGGACUCCCCAGACACCCCUGAUGAUCUUGAAAUUGAGUUUAGAAAUGGAGUGCCUGUUAAAGUGGCCAACUUGAAAGACACUACUUCCAAGACUUCACCAUUGGAGAUCUUCUCUUACCUCAAUCAAAUUGGAGGUAAACAUGGUGUGGGGAGAAUUGAUAUAGUAGAGAACCGAUUCAUUGGUAUGAAGUCCAGAGGAAUAUAUGAAACUCCAGGAGGUACCAUUCUGUUGAGUGCUCACCUGGACAUUGAAACCUUUACCAUGGACAAAGAAGUUCGCAGAAUCAAACAGGGACUUGGUAUCAAGUUCUCGGAACUUGUCUACAAUGGUUUCUGGUAUAGUCCAGAGUGUGAGUUUGUGCGCCACUGCAUAGCAAAGUCUCAAGAGAAUGUGGAGGGCAAAGUACAGCUAUCUGUCUACAAGGGCCAUGUCUACAUCCUGGGCCGUGAGUCACCCAAGUCUCUGUACAAUGAAGAGCUGGUCAGCAUGGAUGUACAAGGAGACUAUGAUCCGUGUGAUGCGUCAGGGUUCAUCAAAAUAAAUGCUGUUAGGCUGAGGGAGCACCGUCGAAUGCAGGGUUUUUCAUACAGCAAGAAGUAACAAACAUCUUAUUCUUCAAGUGGUAGUAGUCUAAACGGUUCAGAGUAAUUUGUAUUUUAGAAGGUUCGAUGUUACUCCAUGGUGUCAUAAAGUGCAUUGUAUUUAGUCAGCUAUACUGCAGGAUGCCUUCAUAUUUUGAUGUAAAAAGGUCAAAUUGGAGCCGCCGUUACUUUAGACUUUUAUAAUGACAACAGGUUGCAGUAUUAAAAUUGUUAUGUCUUAUUGCGGUUGGUGAAGGUGAGAUGAUGAAACUGUAGAAUUAAUGCUGUAAUGUAUUUAUCAUGAUUCAUUGACACAAACACAAAUAUUGCUGAGAUUAUUUUGUUAGAAUAAGAAAAUGUCUUUGUGCCAUUAUUAAAAAGUUCAAAGAAAUUA
Boleophthalmus pectinirostris (great blue-spotted mudskipper) is the source of this 1817-nucleotide messenger RNA. RefSeq names its product argininosuccinate synthase 1 (gene ass1). Gene Ontology annotation, biological process: L-arginine biosynthetic process; urea cycle. Gene Ontology annotation, molecular function: ATP binding; argininosuccinate synthase activity. NCBI's taxonomy places the organism in Eukaryota, Metazoa, Chordata, Actinopteri, Gobiiformes, Gobiidae. Gene Ontology annotation, cellular component: cytoplasm. The record is from RefSeq and is a predicted model, not a curated record.